Messenger RNA from Ictalurus furcatus (blue catfish), 2895 nucleotides. RefSeq lists its product as uncharacterized. The coding region runs from base 181 to 1152 and encodes 323 amino acids. The record is from RefSeq and is a predicted model, not a curated record. The transcript is spliced from 8 exons. Lineage: Eukaryota; Metazoa; Chordata; Actinopteri; Siluriformes; Ictaluridae.
UAGAACACGCUCUGUGUGUGUGAGAGAGAGAGAGAGUGUGUGCAUGCAGGCAUCCUGUUCAAGGCUGGCAGUCUUGCAUACAGCGAUGACGCUCACUCUGACAAAAACCAAAGUGGAAACAAGAAGCCAUUUCGUGUGCAUGAGGUGCGACUUAACUAACAAGUGCUGGGAGAGAUACUGAUGAUAAAAGAAAAGAUGUCUCAAAGCUGUGUUCAUCUGAUUGCUUUUGCUCUGGUUGCUGUGUUGUGCGUCUGCAUGGUCACUGAUGUUUCAGGCUUCACUACAGAAAACAAUAUGACCUCUGAUAGUUUACGGACCACGGCAGAAUCUGUCUCAAACUAUUUGAAUGAUACUGAGGAAUCUGAGACAGUGAACACCACCGCUAGCCCAGACACAUCACCUCCUCACAGUAACAACACACACACCAAUGAUCACAGCAAUGAAAAACACAGUGAGCACAUCACAAACACCAUGGGAUCUACCACCAUGGGAUCUACCACUAUGGGAUCUACCACUAUGGGAUCUACCACCAUGGGAUCUACCACCAUGGCAUCUACCACCAUGGCAUCUACCACCACGACAUCUAGGGCCAUGACAUCUAGGGCCAUGACAUCUAGCCCAGGCCCCUCUGGUAAAGCUGCAGGGAUCUUCUUUCUCAUCUUGAUCUUCAUUAUCAUCGUCAUCCUUGCUGUCAUCUUGUACAUUCUUUGGAAGAAAGGAAAGAGAUACUCCUUUGACCUGACGAUCAGCGAGCAUGACACUCCGCUCCGGAGCAUGGAGCACACGGGUACCUUCGAACAAACCAAAGGAUCAACUAUGAACCUGGACUACAUUAAGGAGGACAAUCCUAACAAAACCAAUCCCGUAGCCAACGGAUGUUCUGGAGAGACGGCUGACCAGACUCCGUGCUCUGAGCAGCAGAGUGGUCCGGAAGAGGAUAGUUUCACGUCUGAUUUGAGUCUGAGUUCGCCGGUGAAGAAGGUGGAGUUUAAUCUUGACCUGGAGCUGAUUGGUGGAGAACCUGAACCUGUGAAACAAGCCACAGACGAAACACCUACGGACAACGACAACGAAAACAACAACAACGACACGGACACCGGGAACGAUUCUGCGGACCACUUUACUGAAAUUAACUUGGAUGACACACAGUAAAACCCAGACACACUUUGCAGACCACAGGGGUUCCCACUGCAAAAGCCUGUCCAUUAUUCCCAAAAGAUAUUGUUUCAAUGUUCAUGUAUAUUUAUGUGUUUCAGGGAACGAUUCUGCGGACCACUUUACUGAAAUUAACUUGGAUGACACACAGUAAAACCCAGACACACUUUGCAGACCACAGGGGUUCCCACUGCAAAAGCCUGUCCAUUAUUCCCAAAAGAUAUUGUUUCAAUGUUAUAAAUUCUUCUGUGACAAAUAAGUGGCGAAAAGUGUCUAUUACGAUAAUGAUAAAUGCUUACGUACGGGGCCCCCUGGUGGCUCGGGGGCCUAAGCAACUGCUUAAGCUGUGUUCACACUAGCAGGUGACAAGUCCAUUAUGUCACAAUGCUUGCUGUCUGUUGUGGGCGUGGCACGAAUGCUACUGUUGUCACUUGUGGGUGUUUACUUUCCAUCCAGUGAUUUUAGUUCCUAUGAGAACGUGUAGUAACCAAAACUGUGUAACCUACAGCGCACGAUUUCCUACACUGGAAUGUAUUUAAAAUGUAUUAAAAUAUUUUGACGCGUAAAAAAAAAAGAUCGAAACAGAUUGCUUGACGCACGUCAUGUGCCAUGCCAUUUUAUUUGCUUUGUUAGCAGAUAAGCAGCACUUAUCUGUGUACUACUAGCUGUGCACACUUAGCAGAGACAGCGCCAUUUGCCUACUGUAUAUAUCAUAUUCUAAUUAGUUAAACACAAAUGAAGUAACACUCUAAUCAGUGUGAAAAUUGGUUGUUUGAUUGACAUGUUAAGUGCUUGGCUUUGUAGUAGCUUUUAGCAUAUUAGCAGUGCAAGCUAACUGUACUAGCUACAAACACUCCUCAGAGUCAACAUCAAUCUCCGCUACCUUUCUUCCAAGCUUUAUUUUUCUUCAUAAUGUCGCUAUAUACAUUUAAUGAGAGGUCAUUUUUUCAAGUCGAGGCCCAUAUGACGUAAUUACUGUGUAGGAACUAUAGUUGUGAGAGGAGUACUAAAAAAAAACACACAAAAAAAGCCGUACCACACUCACCAUACGAUCAUUCCAAGGAAUCAUUUGAGCCUAUCGAAUUGUUAGAUUUGUCACUUUAUAGAGUAUAGAGUCUUACCUAAUUUGCAUCAAGUUGAGAAACAAUUACGUCGCAUGCCACUUUGUCACUGCCACUGUUGCACAUUGCUGCACGUACAUAGGAAAAUGAACCUGUCGCUUUGCCGCUCGUUAGUGUGAAUGUAGGGUUAUACCGCUUGCAAUUUUAAACAACCCUGGCCAACCCUGUCUCUUUGGUUUUUUUUUAAACAAAUUCAAUGUUAAGUAUUUUUCAAAAGUACAUGAGCCAGAACACCAGGGAGUUUUUAGCUGUCUGAACAUGCAAACUUUUAUUUUUAUAUUUUUUUAUGAAAAUAUGCGAUAGUACACUUGAUUCAAAACAGAAGACGUCUAAAAAAAAACACGAUCUUUGUUAUUAAUGAAACUGUAUGUGUUAGUGAUGGUUUGACUAACUACAACUGGAUGUUACAUAUAGAUUAUUAUUUCUUUCAGUGCCAUAGACAAUACCUGAAACUAAUAUAAUCCUAUUUUUAUAUUUGAAUGUUUGCUAUUGUACGACUUAAAUUCCUUCAUCAUUCUCAAAACUGUAAAAAUUGUUUACUGAAUAAACUGUAGCAACAAAAAUGCAGGUUUCCUUUUGGUUCUCUGGUUUCCGCCUACCUCCCAAAAACAUGCUGGUG